This is a messenger RNA of Hyposmocoma kahamanoa, 1377 nucleotides long. It is a transcript of the gene Rpn10, whose product is annotated as 26S proteasome non-ATPase regulatory subunit 4. Gene Ontology annotation, molecular function: polyubiquitin modification-dependent protein binding. The transcript has a single exon. Lineage: Eukaryota; Metazoa; Arthropoda; Insecta; Lepidoptera; Cosmopterigidae. The coding region runs from base 93 to 1196 and encodes 367 amino acids. The record is from RefSeq and is a predicted model, not a curated record. Gene Ontology annotation, biological process: proteasome-mediated ubiquitin-dependent protein catabolic process. Gene Ontology annotation, cellular component: cytosol; proteasome regulatory particle, base subcomplex; nucleus.
UAUAUCUUGUCUAUGAUUAUACAGCAAAAUUCGUCUUUUGUGAAUAUUGAAUUUUGCAAUUUUGUGAGAAUUCGCGGCUAUAAACCAGCAAUAUGGUUCUUGAAAGUACAAUGAUUUGUGUGGAUAACAGUGACUAUAUGAGGAAUGGAGAUUUCCUCCCAACGAGGCUACAAGCUCAACAAGAUGCUGUAAACUUGGUAUGUCAUUCCAAAACACGGUCAAACCCCGAGAAUAAUGUGGGUUUACUGACACUGGCAAACACUGUUGAAGUCUUGGCAACAUUAACUAGCGAUGUCGGGCGUAUUUUGUCAAAACUGCACCGUGUACAACCCAAAGGAAACAUUAACCUACUUACGGGUAUUAGAAUUGCACACUUGGCGUUGAAGCAUCGUCAAGGGAAAAACCACAAAAUGCGCAUUGUAGUCUUUGUCGGUUCUCCCAUUAACACCGACGAAAAAGAGCUAGUGAAACUGGCCAAAAGACUGAAAAAGGAAAAGGUGACAUGUGAUGUUGUUUCUUUUGGAGAAGAUUCCGAGAACAAUCCUCUGUUAACCACCUUUGUUAACACUCUGAAUGGCAAAGACAACACAUCUGGUGGUAGUCACCUUGUGUCUGUGCCAGCUGGGGGCUGUGUAGUGUUGUCGGAGGCUUUAAUUUCAAGUCCACUGAUUGGUGGAGAUGGAGCUGGACCGUCUGGUUCUGGUUUGUCGCCAUUUGAAUUUGGAGUUGAUCCUAAUGAAGACCCUGAGCUUGCCUUAGCACUGCGUGUGUCCAUGGAAGAACAGAGACAGCGCCAGGAGGAAGAGUCUCGCCGACAGCAAUCCAACACAGAAGGAGAGUCUGGAGGUGCUACAGAUGCACAAGGUGGAGGCAUGGAACGAGCUCUUGCCAUGUCACUUGGUGGCCGCGAAGCCAUGGAGCUAUCUGAAGAAGAGCAGAUUGCACUAGCUAUGCAAAUGAGCAUGCAGCAGGAUGUACCAGUAACUGAAGAGAGUAUGGAUGUCUCUGAAGAAUAUGCCGAAGUAAUGAAUGAUCCUGCUUUCCUGCAAAGUGUACUUGAGAAUCUGCCUGGUGUAGAUCCCCAGAGUGAAGCCAUUAGGAAUGCCAUGUCCACCAUUAAGAAAGAUAAAGAUGAGAAAGAUGACAAGGACAAAGAUAAGGAUGGAGGAAAUACUGGCAAUACAUCAAAUGAGUAGGAUUUUGCUAUUUUUAUUGAUUACACUGUGCUCGUAAAUUUAAACAACAUAGACAACACUGUGCUGUGUACUACUAUUAUAAAUUUAUAAAUACAGAUGAAUUUCUUUCAAUUCAUUCUUUCACUGUCUUCAGUUAUUAUUUCCAUGAAAUCCAGUUAAGCCCUUCUAUAUUAUCAUACUC